UUCCCGUUCCGGUUCCGCCGUGCGGCGCGCGCGUGCUUGAGCGGGCCGGCGCGGCGGCGCACGUGGCGCCCCCCGGCCGCCGCAGCGAUGCUGGUGCUGUUCGAGACCGCCGCCGGCUACGCCAUCUUCAAGGUUCUGAAUGAGAAAAAGCUUCAAGAGGUUGACAGUCUGUGGAAAGAAUUUGAAACUCCUGAAAAAGCAAACAAAAUAGUAAAGUUGAAACACUUUGAAAAAUUUCAGGACACAACAGAAGCACUUGCUGCAUCCACAGCUCUUGUAGAAGGCAAGCUCAGCAAGAACUUGAAGAAAAUUCUCAAGAAGAUAGUGGCAAAAGAUGCCCAUGAGCAGCUGGCUGUGGCAGAUGCCAAACUUGGAGGUGUCAUAAAGGAGAAGCUGAAUUUGAGUUGUAUACACAGUCCAAUGGUUACAGAGCUGAUGAGAGGAAUUCGCUCACAGAUUGAAGGGCUCAUAACAGGCCUCCCUUCUCGAGAGAUGGCAGCCAUGUGCCUGGGUCUGGCACACAGCCUUUCCCGAUACAAGCUGAAAUUCAGCCCAGACAAAGUAGAUACCAUGAUUAUCCAGGCAAUUUCACUUCUCGAUGACUUGGACAAGGAGCUGAAUAACUACAUCAUGCGCUGCCGGGAGUGGUACGGGUGGCACUUCCCUGAGCUGGGCAAGAUCGUCACAGAUAACCUGGCGUACUGCAAAUGCGUGCGCAAAGUGGGAGACAGAAGCAAUUUUGCUUCUUCUGAUGUUUCUGACAUCCUACCAGAGGAGAUUGAAGAGGAUGUGAAGGCUGCUGCUGAGAUUUCCAUGGGGACAGAAGUAUCAGAAGAAGACAUAAACAACAUAAUCCAUCUCUGUGAUCAGGUGAUCGAAAUCUCGGAGUAUCGGACACAGCUCUAUGACUACCUGAAGAACAGAAUGAUGGCCAUUGCUCCCAAUCUCACAGUCAUGGUGGGAGAGCUGGUGGGAGCAAGGCUCAUUGCUCAUGCAGGUUCCCUCCUGAAUCUGGCAAAACAUCCAGCUUCAACAGUUCAGUUACUGGGUGCUGAGAAGGCACUCUUCAGAGCACUGAAGACUAAAAGGGACACACCUAAGUUUGGCCUUAUCUAUCAUGCCUCCCUGGUGGGACAAAGCAACCCAAAAAAUAAAGGAAAGAUUUCUCGAAUGCUGGCAGCGAAGACUGCCUUGACUAUUCGUUAUGAUGCCCUUGGAGAGAACACCAGUGCUGAGAUGGGAGCUGAGAACAGACUAAAAGUGGAGACGAGACUCAGGCUUUUGGAAGAGAGAGGGAUAAGAAGAAUAAGUGGCACUGGAAAAGCCUUGGCCAAGACAGACAAGUAUCAAAACAAGAGUGAAGUAAAAGUUUUUGACCCCUCUGGUGACUCUACACUUCCUGUUGUUUCCAAGAAGCGCAAAAUUCAAGAGGUGGAUGAACAAGACACAGAGGUUGCAGUGAAAGCAAAGAAGUUCAAAGCAGAGAUGAAAGAAGGGACAGCUUUAGAGGAUGGUGAGCCUGUCAAAAAGAAGAAAAAGAAAAAGGAUAAGGAAAAGCAAGCUGAAGAGGAGGCGGUACUGAGUGAGGAACUCCCCACCAGUCCCGUAACUGAGAAUGCAGAGAAAAAGAAGAAGAAAAAAAAGAAAAUGAAAGUUGAGGGUGAAGACUGAUAUGCACUGGCCCUUGGACAGCUGCUUUGGAGUAGCAUUUCUCAGCAUAAUUUGUUUAGCCUCUUGCUGAAAACUAACUUUCCUGUGUUGCAAGAGGGCAAGGAGAUGGGUUUGAUAGCUGUCUUCUACCUGGAACAGGAUACCCUGGUGUCUCUGAUAAUUAGGAGGAUUACUGGUUUCUUUUGUUUAAAAGCUCACAAUAGAUCCUCUUUUUGCAACCAAUCUCCAGUGAUAAGGAAUAAAAACAUUUUUAUGGA
This is a messenger RNA of Prinia subflava (tawny-flanked prinia), 1928 nucleotides long. It is a transcript of the gene NOP58, whose product is annotated as NOP58 ribonucleoprotein. Bases 88 to 1671 code for a protein of 527 amino acids. Gene Ontology annotation, molecular function: snoRNA binding. NCBI's taxonomy places the organism in Eukaryota, Metazoa, Chordata, Aves, Passeriformes, Cisticolidae. The record is from RefSeq and is a predicted model, not a curated record. Gene Ontology annotation, cellular component: small-subunit processome; box C/D methylation guide snoRNP complex. The transcript is spliced from 15 exons.